Messenger RNA from Zingiber officinale, 6701 nucleotides. RefSeq lists its product as uncharacterized. The record is from RefSeq and is a predicted model, not a curated record. Lineage: Eukaryota; Viridiplantae; Streptophyta; Magnoliopsida; Zingiberales; Zingiberaceae. The transcript is spliced from 3 exons. Bases 3072 to 4604 code for a protein of 510 amino acids.
UAAUUUGGUCUUGUAGGGUACACAUGGACUCAUGAUUCAAGUGGAGGUUUAGUUCACUCAACCAAAUGGAGUAGUGCAAGGCCACCUUUGGGCUCAAUUAAACCUGGAUUCCAAUGGAUUUCAAGGAGCUUAAACCCAAGCUAGAUCACACAUGAGCCUUAAACCAACUUAGGGUUCAAUGAGCCAAAACCCUAGGUAUUUAAAGAACAUUUUGGCACGGUGAACAGUGAGCUCACUACUGUUCAUCGUGUCGUUUCUCUUUCGACGGCGCGAAGCUUGCUCCCUUCCUUCUUCCAAAGCUUCGAACCAACUUGUCUUAACCAGCGUGGAGUUCCUCAACCUCCGACGAUCAGAUUUCGACCAUCAGUUUUCAUCAGCGAAGCGUUUUGGCGGGCGGGGCACUGUAGCUGCGAGCUGCGAUUUUCAGCUCAGACCAGCGGCGUUCUUCUGGUUUGAGCCUCCAUUUCUUCACAGGAUUAUCGGCGGUGGUCCUCCGGUAAUUCUGAACCCUUUUCCGACAGCACUUCAACGUUCCUUGCUCCCUUCAUCAGCUCGCGACUCCAACUUCAGAAAUGCAGCAGCGUGCAGCAGAAAGCUAUUUCAGAAACUGACCUAGCUGAUGAUUUGUGAGCUGAUACAAGUGAAUCUGAGUUGUCUCGAGUUCAAGGACACCAUCUGACUUCUGUUGGAGUGUUCUUUGCAGAUCCUUGUGUGACGGCAAGGAGAAGACGAAUUUGGUUCGAGAUUUGGGUGUAGGGAUGUUAGAUUUUCUUUGCAGUUUGUUUCUAGCUUAGGUUUUCUUAUUCCUGUAGAUUUGUUUCUGAAUCUGAUAGUUUAUAGUUUGGAUUUAGUUGUAGUUUCAUUUUCUACAUGAAUCUGAUAUGCUUAGUUCUGUUUUUAUGUGUUGUUUAGUUCUGUUCGUGCUGCAGAAUUGCUGCAAUUCUGUUUUCUUCAUUUGAGAAUUGCUUAGAGAAUUUUUAAUGAGAUUAAGUAGAUGUAGUGUUAAGUUCUUAUUAAGUUCUGUGUUGCAGAGAAUUAAGCUGGAAUUCUGCAUUCUGUUUGGCACUAGUUAAGUGAAUUUAGUCUCGAAUUUCCUUUUUGGUAUUCUAAGAUUAAUUCUCUAGUUUUGUUUAAGAUGAAUCCAGAAUGUGCAGGUUUCAAUUAUUUCAGCUAAUUUAAAUUCAUAAAGUGAAGUGUGUUUGAAGUGUUUGAUUUCCUGUUGGAAUUGAAAGUUAUUUCUGCAGUAGGUAGUUACUUUGUUAGUACGUUUAAUUCAGUUCUCAUUUCACAUUUUAAUACUAAACCCCAAUUCACAAACUGAAACCCCAAAAAGAUGUGUUCCUAAUCCGAAACAACAUGAUGCAAGCAUAAUCCUCGGAAAAUUUGACUUGGGCCUUUUACUAAAACAUUGUUUUGUGUAGUUGUGGGUUUUCGAUCUGAACAUUAAUUUGGGAGUUUAUUUGUGACAUCAAUUAGAGAGCUUACCAAAUUUUAGCACCGUUGCCAGGGAUGCUUAAAACUUUGCUAGAAUUGUUUGUUUGUUUUGGAUUGUGAAUAAUUUUCUCAGCUUUAGUUUGCUGAUUUGUUCUGAUUUUAUUGAAUAUCUACUGAAUUUUGAUUGUUUAUUGGCUUGCAUGACUAGGUCUUCCUUUGCAACAUUGCUUGAAUUAGACCCGGAGAUUAAAAGAACCUUUUGGGCUUUAAGGAGACAAGCUAGGUCAGCAGCAACUUGUGAGAGCAGAAUUUCAGAGAUGGAUAAUCAGAUAACAGAAGGGGAUCGAACUAUGAAAGAGCUUGCAGCACCAGAUGUGGCUUAUAAGUACUCAUGCAUCACUUAUCCAUAUUUGGCAGGAGAUUUUGAACUCAGAUCAGGACUUAUUCAUCUGCUUCCCAAAUUUCAAGGCUUAUCAGGAGAGGAUCCCAACCGCCAUCUACAUGAGUUCCAUGUGGUGUGUUCAACCAUGAAGCCACAAGGGAUUUCAGAAGAAGACAUUAAGUUGAGGGCUUUUCCAUUCUCUUUGACGGGAGCAGCUAAAGACUGGUUAUAUUGCCUUCCAGCUGGAUUCAUUACAAGUUGGAUUGAUAUGAAGAAAGCCUUUUUGGAGAAAUUUUUCCCAUCUUCUAGGACUGCAACUAUCAGGAAGAGCAUUUGUGGUAUUCAACAAGUAGUGGGAGAGACUCUUUAUGAUUAUUGGGAGAGAUUCAAGAAGCUGUGUUCGAGUUGUCCACAACAUCAAAUUAGUGACCAGCUCCUUGUUCAAUAUUUUUAUGAGGGUUUACUUCCCAUGGAUAGGAGCAUGAUAGAUGCAGCAGCUGGAGGAGCCUUGGUGAAUAAGACUCCAAAUCAAGCAAGAGAGCUAAUUUCAAAUAUGGCGGAAAACUCACAGCAAUUAGGGAGUAGAGCUCUUGGUACUAGAGUGGUUAAUGAAACUCAUUUGGUUUCAACUGAACAACAAGAAAUUAGGAACAAUUUGCGAGAAUUAACUUCUCUAGUAAAGCAAAUGGCGUUGCAAAAUUUGAGUCAUGUUUCAAAUUUUCCUUUACCAAUGAUGAAGUUGUGUGAAAUUUGUUCAACUCAAGAUCACUCUUCGAAUCAUUGUCCUAAUCUACAUCAAGAUGAAUCCGUUGCAGCCAUUUCAAGACCUCAAUUUCAGCAACAUAAAUAUGAUCCCAAUUCUUCAACAUAUAAUCUGGGAUGGAGGGAUCACCCUAAUUUGAGGUAUGGGAACACAUUUUAUCAGCAGCCAACACAAACUUAGAUUCAUCUGCCAUAUUAUCAGAAUUCACAAAAUCAGCAUCAUUACCAGAAUCAUCCAGCAAGUCAUUCUCAGCAAUUUCAGCAAUAUUAGCAGCCUCAAUUUCAACAAAAUUUCAGCCAAAAUCAGCAAUUUCAACCAUUCCAGAAUUUCCAUCAUUCAAAUACUACAAGUCAGCCACAGUUUCAGAAUUUACAGAAUCAGCACACACAUUUCCAGCAUGUUCAGCAACCUGUGCAGAAUUUCCAGCAGCCAAGUAGUACAAAUCAGCACCAAUCUCAGCUUGCAUUGCCUUCUUCGACAAGCCCAAGAUCAAUGCAACCUCAGCAGAAUUUUAGCAGCUCAAAAAUUGAGGAUUUGAUGCAGCAAGUGCUACAACAGAAACAGCAAAUGAUACAACAGCAGCAACAUCAGCAGAGGACUGAUACAACAUUGCAAAACAUUGAAAGGCAGAUUGGGCAGCUUGCUAGCAACAUUAAUCAAAUGCAAAAUCAAGGAUCUGGGCAAUUACCUUCACAACCGACUCCCAAUCCUAAAGGAAAUGUGAGUGCAUUAACUCUUCGAAGUGGUAAAACAAUUUCAGACCCAAAUUCGAAUUUUUUAGCUAGAUCACAGCAAGGCAUAUCCAGGACAGCUUCAGAUUUGACUCCACAGAAAUUGCAGAAUUUUCCAGAAAAUUCAGAGCAACCAGAUUCUGCACAGCAUGGGAUUACUGGAGCUGAUCAGCAACAUUUAAAUCAACCUACAACUUCAGAUUAUGAUCAAAUUGAUGGAGCAGAUUUCGGCUUGGAUUUUACUCCAACAGCAGCUCCAAAUUCAGCUCAAAAUUCAGCACAGAACCUGGGAAAUUCUGGGCAGAAUCUGGACAGAACUUUUAACCAGCAAGAAGCCAAGCAUUCCACUCCAUUACCUUUCCCUCAAAGAAGUGUACAACCAAGAAAAGAAAUGGGGGAAGAAAAGGCUAGGGAAUAUCAAGAAUUGGUGAAAUUAUUCAGCAAGGUUGAAGUGAAUGUGCCUUUGCUUACCAUGAUUAAGAAAAUUCCAAAAUAUGCCAAAUUCCUAAAGGAUCUUUGUGUGCACAAAAAGAAAUUAAAGGGGAAUGAAUUGAUAAGUAUGGGAAAGAAUGUCUCAGCAUUACUUCAGCCAGUUCCUCAGAAGUGUGAAGAUCCAGGAGUUUUCACCGUGCCUUGUGUUAUAGGAGAUUGUAUUUUUGAGGAUGCGAUGUUAGAUCUUGGAGCUUCUAUUAAUGUGAUGCCUAAAUCUGUUUUUCAGUCAUUAAGAAUUGGACCUUUGCAGCCUACAAGUGUAGUGAUUCAGUUGGCCAAUAGAAGUCAAGCACACCCAGCUGGAGUGAUAGAAGAUGUAUUGGUAAAAGUGAGGGAGUUAAUUUUUCCUGCAAAUUUUUACAUCUUAGACAUGGAGGGUGAUGUGCUUGCAAAUAGGGCUCCGCUUAUUCUUGGACAUCCAUUCUUGAAGACUGCUAGAACGAAGAUUGAUGUGCAUGCUGGAACUCUUUCUAUGGAGAUAGGAGAUACAGUGGUUAGAUUCAGCAUUUUUGAGGCUAUGAAGCAUCCUAGAGAGGAUCAUUCUAUACUUAGCGUGGAUAUCUCAGAGGAGUUUGAUGGCAUGGAGUUCUUGUUAGAUAUUGAUUCAGACUUAGAGGUUUCUGAUUUUGAUCAAGAGAAUGAAUUUGUUUCUUUGUUGGAGGAUAUUUUAGAGGUGGAAGAAAGUGGAAGUUUGAGUGAAUGUGUAGGGGAUUGCUUAGGAGAAGCAUUACCCCUAGGAUCUUUCAGAGAGGAAGAGGUAUGCGUAGGGGAUUGCUUAGGAGAAGCUCUAUCCCUAGGAUAGCCUACAGUUGACCCAACAUAGGAGGAAUUGAAGCCAUUGCCUCAGCAUUUGAAGUAUGCCUAUUUGGGAGAAAAUUAGCAGCUACCUGGCAUCAUAGCUCAGAAUUUGGAACCGGAUCAGGAGGAACGAUUGUUAGAGAUUUUGAGACAGCAUAAAAAGGCCAUUGGAUGGACUCUGGCAGAUAUUCCUGAGAUCAGUCCUUCCAUUUGUAUGCAUAAGAUUCACUUAGAGGAGGAUGUGAGGCCAGUGAGACAGCCACAGAGAUGACUAAACCCAUUGAUUUUGGAUGUUGUAAAGAAGGAGGUGACUAGACUCUUACAGGCUGGCAUCAUUUAUCCGAUUUCUGACAGUAAAUGGCUCAGUCCCAUCCAUGUGGUUCCGAAGAAGUUAGGGGUGACAGUGGUAGCUAAUGAAGAGAACGAACUGGUGCCCACGAGAGUGAAGAAUUCCUGGAGAGUAUGUGUGGAUUAUAGGAAGCUAAACCAAGCAAGCCGAAAGGAUCAUUAUCCACUUCCUUUUAUUGAUCAGAUGUUAGAGCGGCUGGCAAGUAAAUCCCAUUAUUGUUUUCUUGAUGGGUACACUAGUCAUUUUCAGAUUUGCAUCGACCCAGAGGACCAGGAGAAGACUACCUUCACCUGCCCUUUCGGUACAUUCACAUAUCGUAGGAUGCCAUUUGGAUUGUACAAUGCUCCAGGUACUUUUCAGCGAUGCAUGGGGUGCAGAGAGGCUUUUGACAGAUUGAAGGAGGCUCUUACUUCAGCACCUAUUAUCAGACCCCCAGACUGGUCCUUACCUUUUGAGUUGAUGUGUGACGCUUCAGAUUAUGCAGUGGGAGCUGUACUGGCACAGAGAGUGGAUGGAGCACCACAUGUUAUUUGCUAUGCUUCCAAGACUUUGGACUCAGCUCAAGCAAACUACACAACAAUAGAAAAAGAGCUUCUUUCUAUUGUUUUUGCUUUAGAUAAGUUCAGAUCAUAUCUUCUUUGUUCUCAUGUGAUUAUUUUUUCUGAUCAUGCAGCUUUGAAGUAUCUCCUCAAGAAGCCUGAUGCAAAGCCUAGAUUAAUCAGAUGGAUGCUUCUGCUUCAAGAAUUCGACGUAGAGAUACGUGAUAGGAGCGGGAAGGAGAACUUGGUUGCAGAUCACUUGAGCAGGAUUGAAGGAGACUUGGACCAUUCGGCCAUUGAUGAUGAUUUCAGGGAUGAGCAGCUUCUACAGCUGCAAGGGUACACAUGGACUCAUGAUUCAAGUGGAGGUUUAGUUCACUCAACCAAAUGGAGUAGUGCAAGGCCACCUUUGGGCUCAAUUAAACCUGGAUUCCAAUGGAUUUCAAGGAGCUUAAACCCAAGCUAGAUCACACAUGAGCCUUACACCAACUUAGGGUUCAAUGAGCCAAAACCCUAGGUAUUUAAAGAACAUUUUGGCACGGUGAACAGUGAGCUCGCUAAUGUUCAUCGUGUAGUUUCUCUUUCGACGGCGCGAAGCUUGCUCCCUUCCUUCUUCCAGAGCUUCUAACCAGCUUGUCUUAACCAGCGUGGAGUUCCUCAACCUCCGAUGAUAAGAUUCCGACCAUUAGUUUUCAUCAGCGAAGCAUUUUGGCGGGCGGGGCACUGUAGCUGCGAGCUGCGAUUUUCAUAUCAGACCAGCGGCGUUCUUCUGGUUUGAGCCUCCAUUCUUCACAGGAUUAUCGGCGGUGGUCCUCCGGUAAUUCUGAACCCUUUUCCGACAGCACUUCAACGUUCCUUGCUCCCUUCAUCAGCUCGCGACUCCAGCUUCAGAAAUGCAGCAGCGUGCAGCAGAAAGCUAUUUCAGAAACUGACCUAGCUGAUGAUUUGUGAGCUGAUACAAGUGAAUCUGAGUUGUCUCGAGUUCAAGGACACCAUCUGACUUCUGUUGGAGUGUUCUCUGCAUAUCCUUGUGUGACGGCAAGGAGAAGACGAAUUUGGUUCGAGAUUUGGGUGUAGGGAUGUUAGAUUUUCUUUGCAGUUUGUUUCUAGCUUAGGUUUUCUUAUUCCUGCAGAUUUGUUUCUGAAUCUGAUAGUUUAUAGUUUGGAUUUAGUUGUAGUUUCAUUUUCUACAUGAAUCUGAUAUACUUAGUUC